UGCUUUCUUUCACAUUAAGGACAAAACUGUAUUUAGUGUCCAAACCAAAAGGUGAUGGUUUUUAUCAGAUUUUUGCUGAAGAAUUAAGAUGAUUGAUGAGGAAAUGUUUCCUCCUCCAAGUUGCCUUUUCAGUUCCGGGCUUUCACUUCCUCUUUUUCAACUCGUCUGAGACGGACACUACCAUAUUGUGACAGAUGCUCAGGACUGAUAUAUGGCUGUAAAUCUGGAAAUGAGCACUCAGUUUGAAGCUCCUAAUUACCUGAAUGUAGAGAAACCAAAGAAAAUCUCUCCCUCGCCUGCCAGAAACACUCAGUAUGGAGGAGCAUUCAGGCUGGCUGGAGUGUGUGUCGGUCUGAUGUGUAUCGUUCAGGCAACGCUCAACAUCGUCCUGAGGCUGUACUUUACCUCUGAGAUGUUACCGCCGAACAGCGACAAUGACACGGUGUCUCUAUACAUAGCGCAGCUCAACAACAGAUAUGAUAAUCUUGUUAAGGAGAAAUCCAGCUUGCGUAACAUGAGAGAUCAGCUACGGACGGAGAGAGACAAACUCCAGGAGAAACUUUCAAAUAUUGCUGAAGAGUUCAAGAAGCCGGGGUGGAUCUUCUUCAGGUCCAGUUUUUACUACGUGUCUGCUGAGAAGAAGAACUGGUUUGACAGCAGAGCUGAAUGCAGAAAAAACGGAGCAGACCUGGUGAUCAUCAAAAGCAAAGAAGAACAGGAUUUCAUUGAUGCGGUAAGAAGUGGAAAGAGCGCAUGGAUUGGUUUGAGUGACCAAGUCACUGAGGGCACGUGGAAAUGGGUGGACAAUACAUUACUGACCACUAACUACUGGUGGAGUCGAGAGCCCAAUAAUUUCAAUGGAGAUGAAGACUGUGCUGAGAUUGGUUAUAUUCCAGAUGAUGGAAGGCCUGUAACAAAUAAGUUAAACACAUGGAACGAUCAUUCAUGCCGUAGCAGUUUAUUUUGGAUAUGUGAGAAAAGCUUUACCAUUUAAGUCUCUGUGAAGAGCAAGCACAUUGCAAACAAUCAUAGCUGAGCCACCACUUAGGACUAAAUCUGAAUUGCAUUGUAUUGCGGUCAUCAAUGUGUUCCUAAUAAAGUGAACAGUGUGUGUGA
Messenger RNA from Tachysurus fulvidraco (yellow catfish), 1116 nucleotides. RefSeq names its product C-type lectin domain family 4 member M-like. The transcript has 6 exons. Lineage: Eukaryota; Metazoa; Chordata; Actinopteri; Siluriformes; Bagridae. Bases 212 to 994 code for a protein of 260 amino acids. The record is from RefSeq and is a predicted model, not a curated record.